Sycon ciliatum is the source of this 1959-nucleotide messenger RNA. Its product is annotated as E3 ubiquitin-protein ligase MARCHF5-like. Bases 241 to 1317 code for a protein of 358 amino acids. Gene Ontology annotation, molecular function: ubiquitin protein ligase activity; zinc ion binding. NCBI's taxonomy places the organism in Eukaryota, Metazoa, Porifera, Calcarea, Leucosolenida, Sycettidae. The transcript is spliced from 6 exons. The record is from RefSeq and is a predicted model, not a curated record. Gene Ontology annotation, biological process: protein polyubiquitination; regulation of mitochondrial fission. Gene Ontology annotation, cellular component: mitochondrial outer membrane.
ACUCAUUUUGACUCUCAAAUCGAUCGACUACAGUCAGACCCGUCAUCUCUGGAACCUACAUUCUGCCAUUUCAGCAAGGAAAACUGCUAGUGCUUGUCAGACUGUACUCGACUCACUUUCUUUCAACAAAAGCAUGUUGUGUAGCCUAGCUUGACGAAAUUUCCUGUACUGUAGUUAACUUUCCCGUUAGUCACCAACUCAGCCUGCUUUUUGUAGUUUUGCAGGAGUGGACAACACGCAAUGGCGUAUGGUGGCAGGGCAUCUGUUGAGGAGUUAUCUGCUGCUAGUUACAAUAGUAGUGGCUACCCAGAGCUACACGCUGGAGCAGUAAGGCACUCAAGCCCUGCAAGGAAUCAAGGUGGUGAUGACUCUGAGUUUGUGCUCAAAUUUCGGAGGACCAGCGUACCCAGCGCACCCACCGAGGUCGCCCCUGUGAAGAGCAUUAGUGCUGAGUCGUUUGGUCUCUCUGAUACUGAAAGCAAUAUGCGACAAUGUACUAUUUGCUUUGGUGAUGAGGAUGAUGCGCCUGGUUUGGUCUGGAGUAGGCCGUGCCGAUGUCGUGGUACUUCUCAGUGGGUUCAUCGAGCAUGUAUCAUGCGCUGGAUUGAUGAGAAGCAAAAGAAGAAGGGGCCGGAUUCAGUUGUUCGGUGUGAGCAAUGUCAGUAUCCAUACACGAUCAUCAUGCCCCCGGCAUCGAUUGCAGAGAGGGUGUUGUCUGCUAGCGACAACGCAGUGCACCUGCUCAGCCCGUUCAGCGUCAUCGUCAUGGGCUGCACUGGCCUGUUUCAUCUGUCUUUCCGACUCGGCGUCAUCUACAGCCAGGUGGCGGCUGGACCAGAGGUAACUGAAGAGUGGCUGAACGGAGUGAACGCCUCCAUACCCACUCUCAUCAUGUCUCUGACGCCCAUGGCCCUCCUCGGAUUCAACAUGAUCAAAUGGGACGAGAUGGCGGCUCGCUUUGUCACCUGGUCGUGGCAGAGAGCCUGCAAGCUUGCCAGGCGCAUCACUGCACCCAAAAAUUCCAGCCUUAGUCCAUUUACGGACCCUGACGAGGAUACGAAUCGCGCUGAAAUCGCUGUAGAUCCACCAACACCAGACUCUGAAUACAGCUUCUGGCUGGCGUCCUCCCUGUCGCUGCCCUUCGCCUCCGCGUUGUGCGGCUAUGCCUUGUUCCGCAAUCGCCCCUGGAUGCAGAUCAGCAAGACACUAGCUGGUGGAUUGGCUUAUCUGAUGCUGACUGGCUCGUUCAAAGUGUACUGCAACCUGCGCACCGAGCAGCGUCGCAAGAAGAGGACCAUUGAAGAUUGCCUUCUGUAACUUUGAAGUGCUGCUACGUCGCCAGCGGCUUGCUCCUACUACUACUCAUGCAUCGUUGUUUUACAGCAACAUCAUAUCACUUGACCACACCAGCACCCCCAGACUUGUAAGCUAGCUUUGUGUCUUGCCUCUCACGACAAUACAAUAGAUCCAAUUCCUUUCAAACAGCCAAGCAGCCAGGUAAUCCUGGUGGCGGCGGGAUGGCUGGUACACUGCAUGCUCCUCAUUACAUGUUCAGUCAUUACAUGUUGUUCUCAUGAAACACACGGGCGCUUUGAGUGUAAGUUUUGCAUUUUAAAGGCUCUUAGUGGCUAUUUCACCCAAUAAUAGUGUAUAGCACUGCAAGGAAUACAUGGUAGUAUCCUGCUGUUGCACCAUGGAAGGAAUAAUGGCACCGCUACCGAGUUCUUCUCUCUUUUGUUUUUGUUUUCUUCCGUAUUGCCAUUGUGAUAUCCACGUGUAUAUAUGUGUUCUUCCUCCAUGUGCUGGUGUGCAUGUGUGGCAUUUUCUCUUAGUCUCGUCUUGCCUUACUGGUUACAGGCAGCAAGACCACCUAAUUACUGCUGCUACUGCUGCACUGUUCCAUCUUCGCUAAUUGUAUUUACUUCUUUGAAGUAGGAUCUUGUGAUGUGUCAGCUAUGA